This is a messenger RNA of Solea solea (common sole), 5116 nucleotides long. RefSeq names its product ubiquitin specific peptidase 45 (gene usp45). Gene Ontology annotation, biological process: protein deubiquitination. The record is from RefSeq and is a predicted model, not a curated record. Gene Ontology annotation, molecular function: cysteine-type endopeptidase activity; zinc ion binding; cysteine-type deubiquitinase activity. The transcript has 19 exons. The coding region runs from base 556 to 3027 and encodes 823 amino acids. Lineage: Eukaryota; Metazoa; Chordata; Actinopteri; Pleuronectiformes; Soleidae. Gene Ontology annotation, cellular component: nucleus; cytosol.
AUCUCAAUUAAUGCUCAGCAUGAUGAUAAGAAAGACGUUACAUUAAAAUAUUAUCAGUAUGGCUACAAAGAGGAACAGUCGCUUUUUAAGUUUGGUGUAUUCCACAAUAUGACUCCCACCUCCUACACGAAUCUAGCCGCUCACAUUUUUUACAAAACCCAUGAUAAUUUCUUUCACCACCGUAUGUUUUGAAUCUUGUAGUCAAAUGGAAAAUUGUCCGUAAACGCCACAUAAGGCCAAAUGAGCUGCCGUAGUGCGUCACAUGUUGACUUGUGUUGCUAGCACGUUGCUAUUCGAUGCUACCGAGAGCUGUCUUGGCAUGUAGCAAAAAGGAAUACGUAACGACACACUGCUCUGCUGUUAUUGUUACAACUCCCUUAAAAUUAAUGAAUACACCCGCGUGUUGUCCGACAAAACACAACCGUUAAAUGUUUUACUCAUUCUGACAUGCUAGCCUAGCUAGCCUGCUUGCUAGCCAGGAAGAAGAGUUGACAUCUCCCUGUUGGCUUUAAGUCAAUACAGUCAACAUAGGACCUGAAAUAGAGUGUGCUCCAGAUGCGGCUAAAGGACCCUUUCUCUUUGAAAGCCGCCAAUAUGACUAAGCGGACUAACAAACCGCGGAAACCUCGAGAUGAAGAGUCGUCAGAUGAAGUUAGUGGACUGACUUGUCAGCAUGUGAGUAAGGCAGUGGACCUGAGCUCAGUGAAGAAGUCUGUGCUCUCCAGUAUGUGGUUAGUUUGCUCAGAGUGUCUGAAGGAGAGGACUUUGAUCGAUGGAGAGCCUGCAGCAUCACAGGACAUCCUUGUGUGCUUAAAGUGUGGCUUCCAGGGCUGUAACAAUUCGGAGAUCCAGCACGCUGUCAAGCACUACCAAAUGUUCCAUCCAGAGUCUCACUGCAUCACCAUUAGCUUGAGCACAUGGAAAGCUUGGUGUUUUGAAUGUAAUGAGGAGCUCUCCACUCACUGCAACAAGAAGGCUUUGGCUCAGUCCCUGGACUUUUUACAAAAGCACUCUGUCAAGGCAUCAUCAGCAGUAUCACCCAAGAUCAUCAAGCUGCGAGAGGAGCCAUCAGAUUGCACCGAUCCACCCAGAGGCAAAAGUCCAGUCGUCCACAACACCUUGGUUCCUGUUAAAGGCAUCAUUAACCUUGGUAACACCUGCUUCUUCAAUGCUGUUAUGCAGAACUUCGCCCAGACACACAUGCUCAUUGAGCUUAUCCAGGAAUUGAAGGAGAAAGGAUACAAACUGAGGAUCUGCCCACCUGUUGAGUCUAACCUGAGUCCAUUAAUGAUCACGCUGCCCAGUCCAGAGCCACUGACGGCUGCCAUGUUCUUCUUCCUCCAGAGCAUGAAAGAACCAGGGAAAGGCCAGGUCAAUCCCAAGAUUCUUUUUAAUCAGCUCUGUCAGAAAGCUCCGCGGUUUAAGGGCUACCAGCAACAAGACAGCCAGGAGCUUUUGCAUUACUUACUGGACUCUAUACGAGUAGAGGAAACUAAGGAUUGGUUACUCAAAUACCUGGCAAAGUCAAGUCUCUGGCGGGUGAGGGCAGGCAUUCUGAAGGCCUUUAACAAUCCCACAGAGAAGACGGCAGAUGAGGAGACCAAACGUCAAGUCAAAGCAUAUGGAAAGGAUGGCGUGAAGAUGAAUUUCGUUGAUCGCAUCUUUGUAGGCGAGUUGACCAACACUAUUAUGUGUGAAGAGUGUGAGCAUAUCUCCACAGUGAAGGAGGCUUUCAUAGACAUCUCCUUACCAAUCAUAGAGGAGAGAAUGUCAAAACCAUCCUAUCCCAGUAGGCUGGGCAAGGGCAGCAAAGAGCAGGACACAAACUCUUCCCACACUGACCAAGUUUUUUCUGCAGGUCACUCUGUCAACAGAAACACCAGGAAGCUGAGUGGACAGAAACAACAGAGCAGGAGGUCUUCAAGUUCUGUGGAGGAGAAGGGAGCAAGCUGUGGGGUGGAGCAACCAGAGGAGGAGGGGGGAGCUGGUGGAUUAGCACGUGGGGUCACAGUUUGCAAGAUGGCCACUGCCGGCAGCCUGUCAGAUGGCAGUGAAAGAGACUCAGGUGCUCAAGACAGCAGCAAUGAUGCUGACAGUGAGGCAUCAGAGAGUGAGUGGACCCCACGCACCUUCUCCUCCAGCCACGGGCACACGUCCAUUCCAUCAUCCACUUCUACCCUCACUCCAUCCCCUACACCUGUCUCUGCCCCCUCCCCCAUGUCAUUAUCCUCCACCAGGCAGGGUGGUGCUGUAGAGCAGCUAGCUACUGCAGUGUCUAAAGUUAACCUGGGGUAUAGUUCUGGGGACUGCUCUGCCUCCACACACUGUUCUCCAGAGGAGCAGGGAGAGGCACAGUCACGAGACAACCUUCACCACCAUCAUCAGCACCACCAGGGAGCCUUCCAGGCACUGUCCCACAGUUACACUCCCUCCUCCAAGGAGUGCUCCAUCCAGUCCUGCCUCCACCAGUUUACCUCAGUGGAGCUGCUGAUGGGCAACAACAAGCUGCUGUGUGAGAACUGCACUGAACGCAGACAGAAGCAGUUGCGGAAGAGCAGCUCAUCCGAUAAGAGGGUGGAGAAGAUUUACACCAGUGCCAGGAAGCAAAUGCUGAUAUCUUUGCUGCCACCAGUUAUCACGUUGCAUCUGAAACGCUUCCACCAGGCAGGGAUGAACCUUCGAAAGGUGAACCGCCAUGUUGACUUCCCUCUGGUCUUGGAUCUGGCUCCAUUCUGUUCGGCAUCCUGCAAGAACCUGGCAGCCGGUGAGCGUGUCCUCUACAGUCUGUAUGGGAUUGUCGAGCACAGUGGCUCAAUGCGUGGCGGCCACUACACAGCAUAUGUUAAAGUACGCUCUGCCCAGAGGAAAACAGAACAGCACCACAGGAACCAGUCAGGUGCGAGGGAGGCCAGUGGAAGCUCCCCAGGCCAGUGGGUGUACGUCAGCGAUACCACCGUUCAGACAGUACCGGAGUCAAGGGUACUCAAUUCUCAGGCAUACCUGCUCUUUUAUGAGGAAAUGCUGUAACGUGACCAGCCUAAAAAUCUAUUUCGAGUUGUGUUGUUUUUUUUGAAGAACCUCUAUGUCAACUCCUACGAUAUCUGUAAGUGGAUGGAGGGAAGAAAAAGGGAAAGGCCUCACUGCACACUCACUUUGUGGACAUAGUCAUUUUCAUACAAAGUCUAAAUGCAACUUUCAGAUCAGAUGUCCAAAUUAUUUUCUGAUUUCACACGGUCCUGAUUUUCAGUCGUGUUUGUGUCAUAAAAGAUCCUACCCUUUAAAAAGCGGUUGUAUGAAAAAAGGGGUUGAUUGAACUUGAGCUGUUCUAAAUUUAUCUUGGUCACAAUUGUAUGCUUGAGAUUUAAAGUGCAUGAAAGAGUUCAGUAACUAACCGGAAACAGGCAGAGUUAAUGCAUGCUCAACUGUGCUCCGCACUGAAUAGUUGAUGUCAAUAGUGUGUGUGGCGUGUGUGUGUGUAUGAGAGAGAGGGGGGGAGAUAAUGUUCUAAGGGUUCUAAGUUCUGAGGUGCUGAAUGUGAAGCAUUUUCUAAUCAGAAUACAACUGCCACAAUAAAUUAGUACAUACUGUAUUGUAAUUAACAAAAAAUGACAACUCAGGCUGAGCAAAAUAGAAAGAGCUCUCCUCAAGUCAGUGCUCUACACAGCUGAUUUGACAUUGUGUGGCAAGGGUCCAUUGGCUUUGAUAUAGUGACAAAUAUGGUUGAUUAUUUCUGAUAAUGGCAAGAAAGAGCAGGAGAACCAUGAAUUUGCACAUUUUCACUGAUGACAAAUGAGCAGUGGGAGAAGUGCUAUAAUCACCAGUAGUCUGUGUAGUGGCCAGCAGUGUUAUAAUUGUCAAGAACAGGAAUGAGGAGUCUUUUCUGACUAAAUGCUUCUCUUAUAUGAAUGUAACGUCAACCACACGUACCAUCAGUGAGCCUGAGGUGGCAGAAGUGCAGGUACAAGUAUUUAAGUAACGCUCAUGAUUUGUGCGCUUUGUGUCAAUGAAUUUCACGCCACUCGAGUCCAUCAUGGAGACUCAACGUUGAUGACUUUCACUCAGACUUUGAGGUUAAUGACCUGAUGUGUGGCUAACAAUUGUCUCAGCCCUGGCUCUUGUUUGUUUAUGUUUUGUUUUUUUUUUGUUCAUGUUAUCACAUCUUACAGUAGUUUACACUGACACACUGAUUGAAACUGCUGCACACAGCACCUUUUUAAGAGUAGCACAGCAGUUUUUCCAACAUCAGAAUGUAUACAUGUAUGACGAUCAGUCGGUUACAUUUGCCAAAGAUGAGUUUUUCAACCGCAUGUCGGAGCAGAAAAUCAAAACCAAACUCACAAAUUGUUUACUCUACACAGUUUUAAUACCAUUUGUUCUUACCACCAGUAUCUCGAUUGGUGUCACUGCACAAACAAACGUACUAGAUGCUCAUCAGCCCAUCAAAGCACCUUGUUUACCUUCCAUUGUUUUUCAGCUGUGCUGUAACUCAGUAGGUGCAAACCCAUCAAGACGUUUUACAGAGUCAGUACUGCAAGACUGACUUUUUAUUCUUGAAUACUAUCAAUGAAAAAAAAAAUCAGAGGCUUCAUGCUGUACUACAUCUUUGUUAUGUGUAUGUUCUAAUGAAUGUAUUACCUAUUCUUGAAAUGUCUGUCUGUCACAGGAACUCCUUGUCUUUUUUUAAAAAACUAUUUUAAAUCAAAACUUGGUUUUCUUGCUUAUCGCACAUUUGCCAAACCAUUGGAAGGAAAAGGGUUCAACAUACUGUAUGCAUCGUAAUCCAGAGUUUUAUUUAGUUUUUUGAAACAGAGUGUGAGUGUGUGUGCGUGUGCACACGCAUGCAUGGUAUGAAGAAAUUAUAUAUGCAGACAAAAGCAAAGAGGAAUAUGUGUGGCAUAUGUAUGUACAGUACAGGUCACUGUAAGCAAAGGUAACGGUUUAUGUAAUUGUACAUAUAAAUAACAAUACAAAAUCAUGGUGCUUCAGGGUUUUUCCUUAAGGUAAGCUUUUGUUUCUUGAAAAAAGAAAAUCACAUUUAGCUUUGAAAUAUAAACAUUUGGAAUGAGUAAAAGUACAUACUGUCUAAAAAUAAAUCUAAUUUAUGAAGUGAAUAUCA